This is a messenger RNA of Betta splendens (Siamese fighting fish), 4380 nucleotides long. RefSeq lists its product as uncharacterized. The record is from RefSeq and is a predicted model, not a curated record. Lineage: Eukaryota; Metazoa; Chordata; Actinopteri; Anabantiformes; Osphronemidae. The transcript is spliced from 5 exons. Bases 217 to 1293 code for a protein of 358 amino acids.
UGAUUGGAUAAAAACUUUACAAUAAUAUACAACGGUUGGAGCGGCGAAACAAAGCGGAUAUAAUAUGACGCGAAGAAAACAGACCAUGGCGAAUCAUUUUAUCUACAAAGAAAAUCUGACCAUGUUUAGGCUAGCAGAGAUCGCUUAGCUGCGUCUGAUUGCGGCCCCUUUGCGUGGUCACGCACGUCCGUGCACGUGCGUCAAAACCAUGAAGCAAUGGAGCGCCACUUGCCCCCGAGGAUCUGGGAGCUCUGGACACGGUUCAGACGGUGGAGCCGCGGAGGCAGACAGCGGUGGCAGCCGGAGGGGGAAGUUGCUGUGCACGGUCGUCCACCUAGGCGUUGGAGGACUCGCUUUGAGCGAGCCACUUCCCACGUUCUGGAAGUUGGCCCCCCCACCUCUGGCAUUGAGGUACCCCGCUUUGACCUGCCUUCUUACACACAACUUCCUCUUUACACUGAUCUCUUUCCUCCUCAUUCUCCUCCACGCUUUCCUGUUCCUUCUGCUAUUCCUUCCUCACCUCCUCCUCCCUAUUCUCCUCCACACUCUCCUGUUCCUUCUUCUGUUCCUUCCACACCCCCUCCUCCUUAUUCUCCUGUUCCUUCUCGCUCUUUUGCUGCUCCUCAUUCUCCUCCACGCUCUCCUGUUCGUCCUUCUUCUGUUCCUUCCACACCCCCUCCUCCCUAUUCUCCUGUUCCUUCUUGCUCUUUUGCUCCUCCUCAUUCUCCUCCACGCUCUCCUGUUCGUCCUUCUUCUGUUCCUUCCACACCCCCUCCUCCUUUUUCUCCUGUUCCCUCUUGCUCUCCGGCUCCUCCUCUUUCUCCUCCAUGCUCUUUUGCUCCUUCUUCUUCUAUUCCACCUUCACCCCCUGCUCCUUCCCCUCUGGUUCCACCUAUUGUGGCUCCUUCUGAGCUGCCCUGUGUUCCCGAUGCUGGCCUUCCCCUGUCUCCUGUUAUUCAGGACUCAGGCUCCACAGUGGAAGGGACCAGUGAGGACUUAGCGGUUGGGGAAACCAACGAGGCUCCUAGCAGCGGCAGCAGCAGCAGCACACCUGGUAGAGAACUAGCCUUUGCGUCUGGCUGGGCAGUUCUUGUCGCAGGUUGCGUCUGGCACUGGGGCCUGCGUGUACAGUUCAGCAUGGUGGUGGGAUGGACUUUUCUUUCACCCUGGAGGCUGAGUUCAGCGCCUGGCAGGGCCGUCGACCCCCCCCAUGCAAGUUGCUCUAGCGUCUGGCAGGGCUGGUUCAUGACAAUCUCCAGUUUCCGAGGUCAUCUCCAGCAAAAAGCUAUCUGAUCUAGAAGAUCUAAGAUCCUUGGGAGACGUAGAACACAAUCACAGCCUGAUAAUCUGACAUGGAACCUUCCAUGUCCAUGUGCACAUGUAACACACAGACGUCCUUGAAACACAGUGCAAUGUGUUAAAUCUUGUGAACCUAUUGAGGAAGAUGUGACACACUCCUAUUUAGAGGCAAAAGAAUCAGCGUUGUCCGAGUACAAACACAAGAGCUUUGGCAGAUAUGCAGUACCAACAUGUACAUGGGAGACUUUCUACCUGCUCUCUGACAGAGGAGAAGGCACACAAAUGUGUAAACCCGUUCUCAUUGGAUUGACACAUGUGCAGUAGCUGUGUCUGAUCCUCUAAUCCCACAGUUUGAAAAAUGUAUGUCAUGGAUUCAAUAAAUAAAAGCCUUUCUUCAUCUGGAUCCCAGUCUUUGCAUAAAAGGUAAAUUUGACAUAAACUACAAUGACAACAAAUAGCAACAGGCUACAAUGUGAUCAAUGAUGCACUAAUUCACACUGAGAUCAGUGGUUUGUAUUGCUGUCCACUGUGUUAUGACUGAUUGGACGUGUUCAUAUACUUGGUUGCAAGUUGUAUUGUUUGAAGGCAAAAUACAUUUUUGCUGAGUAUUUCAAAUGUUUUGACACGGUUAGGGCCAUUUGCAAACAAACUUUUUGGCAUGGGAGCAGCUGUUUAGACUUGGAUCUCAUACAGUAUAAGACAUUGUUCAGGGGUUACUGGGAUUGGACAGCUUAACCGGGUUGACAGGUGUACGCAUAGUCCUUGCUGUGGUGGAAAUUUUCCAUAAAGAAGUAGAUGAGAGAGAGUUGUCCUUUUGUGCGAUUUAUUGAAAUAAUAAAGAAAAUAAAAAUAAUGGGGAAAGCAAAUAAAAAGCAUGGAUGUUGAUCGUGCACAUCAACAAACCAAAAACCAGCUGGGGAGAUCAGUGCACACACCACGAAGGUGUGAUGCAAAGAGCCCACGAUCCUCAAGUUGCUUCUGCCUUUUAGCUUCUCUGUCCGACUAGGGUGGAAUGUCUUUCCAACCCAAUCAAAUUACAUGCACCAUCUCCUCCCUGUCGCAGUGUGUGUGAAGAUUUUUACUUUCUCACACCUGCAUCGCUGACGUCCAGCUAUCUGUGAGAAAGGAGCACCAAGUCUCAACAGACAGAGACACAACUCCCCGACCUUGGGUUUGGGAGCUAGAGUUGAGAGUCUAUCAGGCAGAGACAACCAUUGAACAAUCUAGGUGAAAUGUCAAAUGCAUACAGUAAGACAAAACAUAAGAUAUUAAUUGCAGAACAUAAGUCAUAACUCGUAUAAUAACUGCAUAGAAAUAAGGAAGAGACAUAGAAAUAAGGAAGAGACAAUUUUUGCCAUAACACUCCCCCCUUUUGAUUACACAUUAAUCAACCACUAAGAAGAAAAAUUGUUAACAUCACAUUCUGUAAUAAUAAAAGAUCCUUGCAAAUGAAACAAUAAGGGUAUUAACUCAUCAAGAUUCAAAAUACACCUUCACAUAAAAUGGAAGUAACUAAGGGACAAAAGGUUGGGAGCUGUUUUUGGGUAGUUAUACAAGAAUAACCUCUGUAUUGGCAUGUGAAGAAAAUAAGCUCAUAAUCAUAUUUGUAUCAGAUUAUAUUUUGUGAUUAGAUAGCCUAAGAUCAUCGUCAAAGUCAUUAAGUAAAUUAGAGUUGGGGUUUUUGAACAUAGUGCAUUGUGUCAUCUCAUACGAGAGUGUUGCUGAGGUCGCACGCAUGAUGAGACCUCUAACCAGUGGGAUAACGCAAAAACCAAACAAGAGAAUCACAGCCAUCUCAAUUAUAAAGGAAACAGCUGUGGACAUGAGAACAGAUUUCCAUUUUCCAGACAUCUCGUCUAGCCAAUUCCAAGAGGAAGAAUCUAUACCAGAGUUAGCUGAGACUCUAAAGGCCGUGGAGCGCCUUCGCCACAAUACCAUUAGAAUCAGUGUUAUUCAGGAUGUAAGUACAACAUGCGUCUCCAAACAUAACACAACCGCCUCUUUUCUCUGCUAACAACGUGUCUACGGCCAUUCAAUUGUAAUGUAAUAAAGACAAUUAAUGUAUGAUAGCCAUACGUUUCCGGUGGGGUUCUGUUUCAUAUAUUCUUAAGAUAGAUUUAAUGCUUUCGGAUCUUUAAUUGUACAUUUGCGUCUAGAGCGAAUAGGAGAUUCAGGGAUUUAACCAGAAUGAUGAUGCAUAUUUCCGCUUCUGUUGUCUUUCAUCUGUAGAUGAAGGAUAGAACUAAUUGUAGCAGUGAAUAAAGUGAUUGUGAGCAAAUUAAACACCAAGUCAACUUCAGGAUAUUUAAACUCAGUGUUGUUGUUGUUGUGAAUUUUCUCAUUCAAAAGUAGUGUGUAAAGUUACAUAGAAACAUCAUAUGCUAAAGGCAAUAAUCCAAGUAACAUAAAAUGAAGUCUAACAAAGCAUGUUUACAAUUGAUGUCUCGUAACAAUCUGCUUCUUCCUGUUGAACAGUAGCGUUAGAUUGUUUCCAACCUGUGUGUUGAAGUAUUGAUUGUUCGUUGGGGUUCUUCAGGUUGUGAUCAGCUGAUCACAGAGACACUUGGGGUUCGUUAUCACCGCCAGGUUUCCUCCCAAUGUCGUCUGAGUCACUGUCACUCCCGUGAUGUGAAGAGUCUACACGUCGUCCAGCGUCGGCAACUCAAGGCUGCUCGUGUGUGUGUUUUCUCAGGAACGUGUGUGUAGAUGUAUGGUCUGAUAGUGUGAUUCAUCGGUGCAGCUUUAGGCGGCGCUUGGCUCACACCUUUAGCUGAACGGUCAACGCAGCCUCGCCUCAGUGCGUGUGUGAGCACAGCGAGGGUCGUUCUUCUCAAUUCUUUUCGUCAGUGGUGGUUUUCUUGUGUGGUGUAGAUGUAGAUGGAGGGUCGUCUGUCGGAUCCGGGACCUUCCUGGAUGGAGUUGAUCCAAGUCGCUCUUUCUGUGAUCUUCACAGCCGUGUGGGUCGUCAGAAAGACCUGGAAGUGGCCUCGCCACCGUUUUGAGUCCCAAUGCUUCCUCCUGAACUCCUAACGAUCGCCAGUCCCCUCGUUGGAUGGUGUAAUGGUCCUGUCGCCUGUUUUC